This is a messenger RNA of Symphalangus syndactylus (siamang), 7615 nucleotides long. It is a transcript of the gene NCKAP5, whose product is annotated as NCK associated protein 5. Lineage: Eukaryota; Metazoa; Chordata; Mammalia; Primates; Hylobatidae. Gene Ontology annotation, cellular component: microtubule plus-end. The record is from RefSeq and is a predicted model, not a curated record. Gene Ontology annotation, biological process: microtubule bundle formation; microtubule depolymerization.
GAUGGGCUGGAUUUGACAGCGCCGAUCCUAAGCAGCUUCUGAUGGGGGGGCCCGGCGGAGGGGAGGGGAGGGGGAGUGGGUAGGGGGUGGGAAUCGAUGGGUCCCAGCCUCUUCAUCACAGCGCAAGCCGAGCCGCCCGCCGGGCGCUCCCGGGCAGCUCUUUAACGCGCGCCUCCAGGAGGAAAGUGGCACUGCCCGCCCGAGGGGCCUCCUUGAGCGCCAGCGAAACGUCCCGCGGCAGGAGAGGGCUCAGGGACACUGGCAGGCAGGCGCAGGGGGACUAGCGGCGGAACACAACAAAGCAGAGGAGCGCGAGGUGCCCGGGCUGCGGUGCGCGCGUGGCCCAGGCUACCUCCGCGCUCUGGACAUGGCAAGUUUGGCAACUCCCGGCUCUGCAGCGGGCGCCUUGCUGCCUCCGAAGUGAAGGCGCUGCAGGGUCAACCCCUGCGGGCGCAGCGCCCACACCGCCCUCAGCCCGCAGCAGCAUGCUCCACCGAAGGCCAGGGAGAAGUUGGCAGUGGCCCGACUACAGCGAGAAGUUGCCCAAAGAACAAGUGAGGGGGCCAUGCAUGAGAAGCUGAUACAUGAACUGGAAGAGGAGAGACACUUACGUCUUCAAAGCGAGAAGCGGUUGCAGGAGGUGACCCUAGAGUCUGAGCGUAACAGAAUUCAGAUGCGUGGCUUGCAGCAGCAGUUCUCCAGGAUGGAAGAAACAGUACGAAAUCUAUUGCAGAGUCAAGGAUCUCCAGAGCAGAAAAAAGAAGAAACUGUUAAUAUAAUGGUCUAUCAGGAAAAGCUGUCAGAGGAAGAGAGAAAACAUAAGGAAGCUGUGGAAGAUCUUCACAUGGUGGUUAAUGAGGAUACGAGGAGUGAAAGCAGCAGUACAGAUGAGGGAAAAGAAAAGACCAAAUUGCUAUUAGAGAGAUUGAAAGCUCUAGAGGCAGAGAAUUCAGCGUUGGCUUUAGAGAAUGAAAAUCAAAGGGAACAAUAUGAGCGAUGUCUUGAUGAGGUAGCCAACCAAGUUGUUCAAGCUCUGCUGACUCAAAAGGAUCUAAGAGAGGAAUGUGUGAAGUUGAAAACAAGAGUGUUUGAUUUGGAACAGCAGAAUCGAACGCUAAGCAUCCUAUUCCAGCAGCGAGUCAGACCCACUUCUGAUCUGCUCCUCCAGACAGGAGGCAGGACGAGAUUGCAGCUCCAGACAAGGCAGCAUGCAGAGGUUCGCAUUAUGAAUUUUAGCUCCAGAUCAACUGCAAGAACAAACCAGCAAUCCCAAGAGGACUCACAGACCCUGCAAAGAAAGCGACUGCUCCUGCAGGAACCAGGAGAUGCCCCAAAUACUAAACUUCACUCACGCCUCUUGGAUCUUUCAUCCGGAGAUUUGCUUUCAGAGGUGGAAAGAAGCCGAAGUCUUACACAGUCACGAACUGAUGCUGAGCUGCACGAACACCAACUAAAUACAAAAUCGGCCUUGAAAUGCCCUGGCUUGGGGGCUGUCAUCCCUGGUCAUCUCUGUCCUCGAAACAGCUACAGCAGCAGCAGUGAACUCUCUCUUUCAAGCACCUGUAGCGAGUACUCCAGUGGCUCCUCCUACACGUGGCACGAUGGGAAGAACCUCAGGAAAAGGCAAUCAUCACAAAACUGGGAUAAAAGGCUAAGUAUUGAUUCUUCGCUCCCAAGUGGCUUUGCUAGUCCUACAAAUGAACUACCUCCAACUCGUAUCAAGGAAAGCCACAUUUUGGAAGGGCUAAGAAAGCUACAGAAGCGAAAAGUGUUACUUGAACCCCCAUCGGUGAUAACCAAAUGGGGUUAUAAAGAUUGCAUGAACUCGAAUGAAGGAAUAUAUUCUCCUGGAAUUAAAAGUAGCAGCCUCAAGGAGUAUCCCCCCUGCAAAACAGCUGACCUGGGGAGCCCCUGCAAGGAACCCCACAAGACAUUUGUUUAUGACCUAGAUUCCCACGAUGAUGCGGACGAUGACUCCUCCACCUUAGCAUUGCUCCAAGCAGUUCCAAACCAGAGCUGCAGGCCACAUGGCAGUAAAUUAACCCACAGUGUUUCUGACAGUCUGUUUGGCUGGGAGACAAACAGAAAACACUUUCUGGAAGGCACAUCCUCAGUUUAUCCCAGGGAAAGACCUGAAAAGCUGACAAGUUGUGCCAGCAGCUGUCCCUUAGAGAUGAAGCUGUGCCCAAGUGUGCAGACGCCUCAGGUACAGAGGGAGAGGGGCCCACAUGGCCAAGGCCAUGGCCGCAUGGCUCUCAACCUCCAGCUUUCAGACACUGAUGACAAUGAAACGCUCGAUGAGCUGCACAUAGAGAGCAGUGAUGAGAAAAGUCCUUCAGAUGUGUCAUUGGCUGCCGACACCGAUAAGUCCGUGGAGAACCUGGAUGUCUUUGUGGGGUUUGGAAAAUCUCUAUGUGGGUCUCCUGAUGAGGAGGAAAAACAAGUGCCCAUCCCUUCAGAGACUAGGCCAAAGACGUUUAGUUUCAUUAAGCAGCAAAGAGUUGUAAAAAGGACUUCUUCAGAAGAAUGUGUGACUGUGAUAUUUGAUGCGGAAGAUGGUGAGCCCAUUGAAUUCAGCUCUCACCAAACUGGAGUUGUCACUGUUACCAGAAAUGAAAUUUCCAUCAAUUCAGCUCCUACUGGACCCAAGACAGAACAUACUGAACUUUUACCUCAGGGAAUUGCUUGUUUACAGCCACGAGCUGCUGCAAGAGACUAUACUUUCUUUAAAAGGUCUGAAGAGGACACUGAGAAAAACAUUCCAAAAGGUAAUGUAGAUAAUGUUCCCAGGGUGUCCACUGAAUCUUUCAGCUCCAGGACGGUGACACAAAAUCCUCAGCAGCAAAAGCUGGUCAAACCAACACACGCUAUAUCAUGCCAGAGUAAUUCCAGGUCUUCGGCGCCCAUGGGCAUCUAUCAAAAGCAAAAUCUGACAAAAAUACCUGCCAGGGGCAAGUCUUCACCUCAGAAAUCAAAACUAAUGGAGCCCAAAGCCUCCACACUACUCCCUUCAUCUGGCCUGGUGACUCUUGAAAAAUCACCAGCCUUAGCUCCUGGGAAACUCUCACGAUUCACGAAGACUGAGAGCUCAGGGCCCCUCUUUGAAUUACGACCAGAUCCACACAUUCCAAAACAUCCCGCCCAACUUCUGCACAGCUCCAGGAUGCCCAGCAGGAGGGACUGGGUCCAGUGCCCCAAGAAUCAGACUCCAGGGUCACGGUCAAGGCCUGCCAUUGAGUCUAGUGACAGUGGAGAGCCCCCCACGAGGGAUGAACACUGUGGCUCUGGGCCAGAGGCAGGAGCGAAAUCCCCUUCCCCUCCGCCCCCUCCAGGUAGGUCCAUCUCCCUGCUGGCCAGGACCAGCUAUGACUAUUCACCAGCACCUUCAUCCACCAAGUCCGAAACCAGGGUCCCCAGUGAAACAGCAAGGACCCCAUUCAAAUCGCCGCUGCUGAAGGGAACCUCUGCUCCAGUUAUUUAUUCUAAUCCGGCCAUGACAGAAGUGCAGAGGAAGAAAUCUUCCGUGGCCUUCAAAAAGCCUAUCUUCACUCACCCUAUGCCCUCCCCAGAAGCAGUCAUUCAAACCCGAUGCUCUGCUCAUGCCCCUUCCAGCUCCUUCACUGUAAUGGCUCUGGGGCCUCCAAAAGUCUCUCCAAAGAGAGGUGUCCCUAAAACCUCUCCUCGCCAAACACUUGGGACCCCACAAAUGGACACAGGAUUACAGACUCCCAGGAUUUCUCCUUCAACCCAUGAGCCACUGGAAAUGACAUCCUCCAAAAGUGUAUCUCCAGGGAGAAAAGGACAAUUGAAUGAUAGCGCCUCCACACCCCCCAAGCGUUCCUUCUUAGGGGUGAACGAGUCACCAUCAUCUCAGGUCAGCAGUUCCUCAUCGUCCUCAUCACCCUCCAAAAGCCAUAACAGCCCUCAUGGUUGUCAAAGUGCUCAUGAGAAAGGACUGAAAACUCGCCUUCCGGUGGGACUCAAAGUGCUCAUGAAGUCUCCCCAGCUGCUCAGGAAAAGUUCCACCGUGCCAGGGAAACAUGAAAAAGACAGUUUAAAUGAAGCCUCCAAAAGUUCCGUGGCUGUGAACAAGUCUAAGCCAGAGGACUCCAAGAAUCCAGCAAGCAUGGACAUCACAGCGGGUGAAAGAAAUGUGACCAUAUCGGAUUCACAAGCACAGGACAGUUUAGCUGAUGGGCUUCCCCUGGAAACAGCACUACAAGAGUCAUUGGAAAGUAGCAUCCCUGGGAGUGAUGGAAGGGAUGGGGUAGAUAAUAGAUCCAUGAAAAGAUCCCUUUCCUCCAGCAAACCACACCUAAAACCAGCUCUGGGCAUGAAUGGCGCCAAAGCCCGCAGCCAGAGCUUCAGUACGCACUCAGGAGACAAGCCUUCCACGCCCCCCAUGGAAGGGCCAGGCAAAGUCCGAACUCAGAUCAUUACCAAUACUGCCGAGAGAGGCAAUUCUCUUACCCGGCAGAACUCUUCCACGGAAAGCUCUCCCAACAAGGCCCCUUCUGCUCCCGUGUUGGAGAGUCUCCCCAGUGCUGGGAGGCCCUUGGGGCACCCCUCCUCCAGGCAGGGCUCCCUGGGGAUCUCAGGCAGCUUCAGCAGUCAGCAUGGGAGCCCAAGUAAGUUGCCUUUGAGGAUCCCUCCAAAGUCUGAGGGACUCCUCAUCCCACCUGGAAAGGAAGACCAGCAGGCCUUCACCCCGGGAGAGUGCCCCAAUGCCAAUGUGGCUAUACUUGCGGAAGCAGGCAGUGACUGCCACAGGUGCCCACCCACCCCAACAGACUGCCCUGAAGCCCCGCAGAGCCCAGGGAGGACUCAGUAUCCAAGCACUUUUGAAACAAGCAGUACAUCCAAGUUAGAAACUUCUGGAAGGCAUCCAGAUGCCUCUGCAACUGCGACUGAUGCUGUGAGUUCAGAAGCCCCCCUCUCACCCACAAUCGAAGAAAAGGUCAUGUUGUGCAUUCAGGAAAAUGUGGAAAAGGGCCAAGUGCAAACAAAGCCCACCUCUGUGGAAGCAAAGCAGAAGCCUGGGCCUUCUUUUGCCAGCUGGUUUGGUUUUCGGAGGAGUAGACUUCCAGCUCUGAGUAGCAGGAAAAUGGACAUCUCCAAAACCAAAGUAGAAAAGAAAGAUGCAAAAGUCUUGGGGUUUGGAAACAGACAACUAAAAUCAGAAAGAAAAAAAGAGAAAAAGAAGCCUGAACUACAGUGUGAGACAGAAAAUGAGCUUAUCAAGGACACCAACUCAGCAGAUAAUCCAGAUGGCGGUUUACAAAGCAAAAAUAAUCGGAGAACACCACAAGACAUUUACAACCAACUGAAGAUUGAACCAAGGAAUAGACACAGCACUGUUGCAUGUUCAAUGAAAGACACCUUCAUGACGGAACUCUUGAACAGAGUUGAUAAGAAAGCUGCUCCACAGACAGAAAGUGGAUCAAGUAAUGCUUCCUGCAGGAAUGUGUUAAAGGGCAGUUCUCAGGGCUCCUGUCUCAUCGGCAGCUCUAUCAGCAUUCAAGGGAACCACAAGAAAAUCAUGAAAAUCAAAGCCGAUAUGGAAGUACCGAAAGACUCCCUGGUGAAAGAGGCAAAUGAAAAUUUGCAAGAGGAUGAAGACGAUGCAGUUGCAGAUUCUGUAUUUCAGAGCCACAUCAUAGAAUCCAACUGCCAGAUGAGAACAUUGGACAGUGGGAUCGGAACCUUCCCACUCCCAGACUCGGGAAAUCGCUCGACAGGACGGUACCUAUGCCAGCCAGACUCCCCAGAGGAUGCUGAGCCUCUCCUGCCUCUCCAGUCAGCCCUUUCUGCAGUUUCUUCCAUGAGAGCCCAAACCCUUGAACGUGAAGUGCCUUCCUCCACAGACGGCCAGCGCCCUGCAGAUAGCGCCAUUGUUCAUUCCACAUCCGACCCCAUCAUGACCGCCAGAGGGAUGCGGCCUCUUCAAAGCCGCCUCCCCAAACCAGCUUCCUCAGGAAAAGUCAGUUCCCAAAAGCAGAAUGAAGCAGAGCCAAGGCCUCAGACAUGCUCAUCAUUCGGAUAUGCUGAAGACCCAGUGGCAAGCCAGCCGCUUCCAGACUGGAGGGGUGAAGAUGCCGCCACCGGGACCCAGAAAUUGAAACAACUUGAAGAAACAAAAGACGAUCCCGAGAAUAGAUUAUCGAAAAUUUCCCUGGAGUCAUUCAAUAAAUUUAACAGCAAUACUGUGAUUUUAUUAGAAAAAGAGAAGAACUCUCUGAACAAGGUUGAAGGACAGAAGGAAGAAAAAGAAAAAAAUGAAGAGACAUCUUUGAGUAGUUCAGAUAGGCCUGGGGUAGACAACUUGGAAUCUUUGAGUGAUUCUUUAUAUGAUAGCUUCUCUUCCUGUGCCAGUCAAGGUUCAAAUGAUGUAUAAAGGACAUCUCUUCCCUUAGUGAGCUGGGACUGGAGCGCUUAAGAAAUGACGGGUGGGGGCGGGGGGUGCAUCGCUCGAUAGAGAUGACAAUAAUAAACUAUUGCAGUACCAGAGCCUUCAUUGUCCAGUUCACAGCAGGCAACCCACCAGAGCUUAUUUCUCUGACAGGGCAAUAAAGAUAGACUCCAUUUAUUGUGUUUCAAGAGGAUUACGCAUAAACACCCCUAUGAUACAGAAUCCUUAAUUUUGCACUUUUUUUGAAUAUUUGUACAGAAGUUGUAAAUUUUUUGGAAGAGAAUUUAUAUUUGUAGCAAAAAAAGACAGCAAUAAAUGGAAUCAGUGCCAUGCUCUUGAAAUAAUGUACUAAGUCUUAGAAGUUGACAAUAAUAUAUAUUUUUUAAAAUCCCAACUGAAGUUUUUGUGAAGUUCAUUGUCCUGGUCCUCAAAUUGUUUGUGGGUACACUCUGUAAACCUACAACAGGGCCUGCCAAAAAAUCAGAGGGUUCCUCCUCAUCUCCAGCUCACAGAUCUCAAUUUGCUAGAAAUGUUCAUUUUAGUGUGAUUUCAGAUUCGUUGCCAGAGAUUCAGGUGAUAGUAAUAAGUGUCAUUCUGCUUCUGCUGAAAAAUGAAAAGGGUCCUGAAGUGUGGACACUGAUUGGGAGUGUGACAUUGUAUCAGAAACGACCGAAUUCUAUUUCCAAUACCAGUUUUUCCUUCCAGACAGUUCUUUAGACUGUCUUCUACUUAGUGCUUCUCUAUGAUCCUAUUAUUUGAUUUCUAUCUUCUUGCUCUUUUUAUUAAAAUCUGGGCACUCUAAAAAUGAAAACAAAUUUCUAUUUGCAAUGUUCACUUUUAAAAAUAAAAUUAAUGGUGCUACGAAGAAUUCUUUUUAAUAUCUUUUUUUCUACAAAGACUGUUUAUAUGUAAGGAUAAAUUCUAUUUUAAAGGUUAUGUGUAUUUUUUCUAGAUGUGAACUAUUUAUAAUUGCUUAUGUACAGGAGCUUGUAAACUAGGCACAAUAGAAAUAUUUUUAGGAUCUAUAUGGCUACUUUAGCACAUAAUUGUUUCUUUAAAGAGUAUUGUAUGAUCAGUGUUAUUUGGUUAAUUUGUGCAAUUUGUUUUAUUUUAUCUUAAAUGAAAAUUAUGUAAAAUGUCCUUGUCUUUCAGACUUUAAAAAAUCUUUUUGUUUCCUUUCUGAAUAAAAGUUAUAUCACAAUUGCA